UAGCUAGCCUAUCUAGCAGACAUUCAUCGUUAGCUACACGGUCUGGUGCACACAGCUUAUCGGCAAGCCUCAGGAUAAUUGUACGCUCCAAACAUUCAGGAAUGAAAUUCAGUGAUACACGAUGAAGGUGAUAGCGGCGGGUUUCCUAAAACUGGAACGAAAUCUGUUUGCACGGCGCUGCGAAUUUUGGGAUAUACUGUCUAUGAUUUCGAAGAAAACGCUACCUAUUUAGCCGAUGAAUGGGCUCAGGUUUUACAUCAUGGAUGGACAACAGAACAUUUUCGGAAAAUGUAUAAAGAUAUUGACGCUGUAACUGACUUCCCGGCGUGUUGUUUCUGGGAAGAAAUCUAUAAAGCUUUUCCAGAUUCAAAGAUUAUUUUAAUGAUCAGAGAUGAUGAAGAAUCCUGGUUCAUGAGUGCAGCAAAUCAAAUACGAGAGAGUGAGAGCAAGAUAAUCGCGCGACUAUUCACUUUGAUAUCUCCAACAGGAAGUAGAAUGAUGGUCAAUUUUAAAAAUUAUGGUAGAAUUGCUUUUGGGAUAAAUGAUUCAUUUUUAUGGAAGCCAUUUAGUCUGUCGUAUCUGAAUGAACAGCUGAUGAAAUUGAAAUACAGGGCUCAUAACGCAUAUGUUUUGCAGAAUGCUCCUCCGGAAGAGCUUCUCGUAUUCAAGUGUUCAGAAGGAUGGGAACCUUUGUGCAAGUUUCUAGAUGUUCCGGUGCCUGAUUUGCCGUUCCCGCACAAAAACAAAGGGUUGGGCUCGACGGAUAACGAAAAUAUUGCUCUUCGGAGAAAUCACCGCGAACUAGAAUUGCUUUGCAGAAAACAGAAAAUGCUCGGAAUUGAAAAAGAAUAUGUAAUGAAAAUCAUUGACCUGAACUCAAAAAGUACACAGGUAAAUUAUAGAAGACUGACAAAAAAGGUGAGUCGUAUCAAGUCUCAUUUAACUGAAGAUGAAAUAAAAGAGAUGGAGAACGACGUUAUGAAAAAAGAAUUUGCAGACAAAUAUAGAAAGAUUUUGCAUCAGACAAUGGAUGACCCAGUACAAGAAACUGGAAAAAUCGAGAAGAAUGGGAAAGAAAACGAUGAGGUAGAUAAAGAUGAUUCAGUUCUCCCAACGGUCGCCGAACAAGAUGAAACGGACAUUUCUGAAAAAGUUUACCAAACUUCAACUGAGAGAGGGAGGAAAAAUUACAGUCAAACUUCGCAAGGUCAAAGAACAUCGUCAAGCAAUGAUUUGUUUAACAAAAAUGAUACAAAAAGACCUAAAACCUGUCCAAAUUUGGGAGAGAAACCAGGAGACGAAGAUCCUGAUUCGGCCGAUUUGGAGGAAAUAAUACCCAGCCUUGAAAGUCUUCUCGAUCAGUUGCACAAUGUAAAGCCUCAACAAUUUUACGAAAAUCAAAGAAAACUUAAACUCUAUGAUAUUCGAUUAUUACAUGAAGAAUUAGAAGCAAAAAAGAAAACACUUUUUCGCAAUGUAGAUGCGAUCAUUAAUUGGGAUAAGAAGAAAGAUGAAGCAGCGGAAGAAGAAGAAGCGAGGAGAAAACAGGAAGAAGAAGAAAAUAAGAAACCAAAGAAGAGAAGAACAACAUUCAUGAGAUCAGUUUUACGAAACUUUUCCAUGGAACUUAUGAUGAAGACAAUGCAGCAUGGCUGGACGGACUUGGGGAAAUGCAGGUAUCUGCGUAAAAGACCAGGCGAUGAUGACGAAGGAGAGGGCACUAAUACAUUAGCAGCAGAAAUGAGAAUUAAGAUAUCACAUGAUGUAGAUGAAGAGAAUCCUCCUCCCCCUCGUCCUAAAAUUGAACCAGGAUUUGGGCCGGAUGGGAAAAUGAUUAGAACGGCGGAUUUGUUGGGUCUCAAGUCAUACGAUUAGCAAUAAGAACUAAACUAAAUUAGAUUAUGAUAGUUAGAGCAAGAUCUAAUCAUUCGACACAUAGUUUAUGUACUUUUAUAGUCUCAAAUUGUCCCUAUUAUUGCAGAGGUAUGAAGAUUUUCCCAGGAUACACUAACAUUAGUACAAUUUUGAAUUCAAAAUUUCAUUUUUUUUUCCGGCAUUAUAUUGA
Messenger RNA from Styela clava, 2065 nucleotides. RefSeq lists its product as uncharacterized. NCBI's taxonomy places the organism in Eukaryota, Metazoa, Chordata, Ascidiacea, Stolidobranchia, Styelidae. The record is from RefSeq and is a predicted model, not a curated record.